Molecule: messenger RNA, 405 nt
Organism: Closterium sp. Naga37s-1
Lineage: Eukaryota; Viridiplantae; Streptophyta; Zygnematophyceae; Desmidiales; Closteriaceae
Source: the annotation of a GenBank genome assembly
AUGAGCUGGCGUAAGGCCAGCGCCGCUGCUGCUAAUGAGAUAGCCCGCUACCGCAUGCAGCACCAAGGAGCUAUACGCAUGUCAGAGGUGAAGCGGCACAAGAGGGAGGACGAUGCUUGGACCGUGGUGCGAGGCAGAGUGUAUAACAUCACGCCCUACCUCGACUUUCACCCGGGAGGCAAGGCGAUUCUAAUGAAGGGCGCUGGCAAGGACUGCACGGCACUCUUCAACAAGUACCAUGCGUGGGUGAAUGCGGAGUUCCUAUUGGACCAUGCCUCUCCUUUCUCCUCUACUGCCCUCCCUCCCACAAACCCCCCACCAGACAAGUACCAUGCGUGGGUUAACGCGGAGUUCCUAUUGGACCAGUGCUUUCUGGGCAUGCUCAUUCCCGACGACUCAUGCUGA